CAAAGGCAGGGUAGGAGUGGAGGCGUGCGUCUAUGCUUCUUAUCCCUAUAGCUCAUCUUAUUACCAACUAUACAGGCCUUGGCCUCACUUCAUCUAAAUUCUGGGUCCUUUAGCGAAGCUUAGGGCUAGCAGCCGUCAAUCAAAUUAGUAUUCUCUCUGCUUCCCUGUUGAUUUAGUGCCAGUGAACAUAUACCUUAGGUGUAUUUUUUUUUCCAGCCAACUGAUUCUGCUCUUUUUCUCUCUGUCCGAGGUACUGAUGAUGUCGUACAAGACUGACAGCUGCAUACCAUAGGACGCUGAACUGACCAUGGGAUGUCACGUUUGAAGCUGAUGCAGCACACUGCAGUCUGCUUUUGACCUGAUGGGGAUAAAGUUGUAGGUUGAGAGAUGACAUGGAAUUGCUUACAGUGUCAUGAAGAACCGCUGGAAUGACUUUGUCAUCUGUGGCUUACAGAGAUUCAGUCAGAGAGAAAGAUUCUUCUUUCCCAGUCACAGGUUUGUAACUGAGCAUUAAGGCCUGCAUUCUGAACAUAGUCUUGAUGUUGUCAGACAUGCCACAGCUGUUGGUGAAUAAAGAAGAAAUGCUUCCUGAACAGCAGGAGUUGAAUCUGACUGUUGACCAGAAGGACAUUAAAGAGGAACCAGAACACUGGAUAAGUCAGAACGGACAGCAGCUUCACUGGUUGGAGGAGGCUGGUGUCACUAAGUUACCAUUCACUGUUGUCUCUGUGAAGACUGAAGAAGAUGAACCCCAGGCAUCAGUGGUUCAUCAAACAAAAACUGAGGAAAGCACAGAGGCAGAACCUCAAACGAGCAGCUCAGCUUCCCACAGAACAGCGAUAUCACAAGUGGAUGGCGAGGACUAUGGAGAACCAGAACCAGCCAGAAACGUACAUCGAUAUAGUUUACAACCAGAUGCUAAUGGCAGGAGUUCAGACAGUUCUGAAACUGACACUGAUGAUAGUUUUGAAUGGAAGCAGACCAGGGCAUGUAGUUCACGCUUAAACUGUAUAAUCACCAAUCACGCCUCUGUUACAGACAGCGGCUAUAACAUCGCUGAGAAACAGCUUAAUUGCUCUCAGUGUGGAAAAACAUUGAGUCAUAUUGACUAUUCAGAAAAAGGCCAGACAUUUCAAGGAAGUGAGAAAAUCUUUAGCUGUUCGGAAUGCAAUGAAACGUGGAGACAAAUGGGCAGUGCGAACACACACACAAAAACUCAUACAGGAAGGAAAUCAUUUAGUUGUUCUGUGUGUGGUAAAAGAUUUGGACUGAAGAACAGUCUGAACGUACACACAAGAAUUCAUACAGGGGAAAAACCAUUUAGCUGUUCUAAGUGUGAAAAAAGAUUUGGAACGAAGGGCAAUUUGAACACACACAUGUUAAUUCAUAUAGGAGAUAAACCAUUUGGUUGUUCUGAGUGUGGUGAAAAAUUUGGAAGAAAAGGCAGUUUGACUGCACACUUUAGAAUUCAUACAGGAGAGAAACCAUUUGGCUGUCCUGAGUGUGGGAAACGAUUUGGGCAAAAAGGCAGUCUGGAUACACACAUGAGAAUUCAUAUAGGAGAGAAACCAUUUUGCUGUUCUCAGUGUAACGAAAGAUUUGGUAGAAAAAGCUAUCUGAACUCCCAUAUGAGAAUUCACACAAGAGAGAAACCAUUUGCCUGUCCUGAGUGUGGUAAAGGAUUUAGACAAAAGAGCAGUCUGAAUGUACACAGAAUAAUUCAUAGUGGCAAGAAACCAUUUGGCUGUUCAGAGUGUGAUAAAAGGUUUGGACAAAAAAGUAGUCUGAAUACACACAUGAGAACUCAUAAAGGAGAGAAACCAUUUGAGUGUUCUGUGUGUGGUAAAAGAUUUGUAGCAAGAAGUGAUCUCAACAAACAUAUAAGAAUUCAUACAGGCGAAAAACCAUUUGGUUGUUCGGAGUGUGGUAAAAGAUUUGGACAAAAAAUUGAUCUGAACAGACACAUGAGAACUCAUACGGGAGAGAAAAAAGAACCUGAAGUAAUACCUCAAGGCAACCCCUGGUCACCCAAGUGCUCAUGAGGUGCAGAUAUAUGCAAUUAAGGGAACGGUCACCAUCUUGAAGAGAGCCCUCGGAUACAAUGCCAGUAAUGUUUAGGAUGCACCUAUAGACCCCAGGUCUGGGGCCCAUUGCACUCUGUAAAAGUAAAAAAAAAAAAAAAUAUCCAACAAAUAAAAUAAGAGAAACACUUUUGUUAGACUGAUCUAUUCACUCUGACUGCUCAUGACCUUUUGGAGGUAGCUGAAAGAGGUGUAACCCUACAUGUACAUUUAAUAGACAUUUUAAUAUAAUUUUGUCACCAGAAAUAAAUGUAAGUGGUUCUAAAAUGUAUAAAUAUGUUAAUAACUACAUAGAAUUAUGGUUCAGAAAGCACCGUGGUAGUUUAGAGUUUUGUGAUUGUGCCUUAUUACAAAGCCAUACCACAGUGUGUACAGUAUUGUCGUUUUUGGCAGCAUGACACUAGAGAGCAUCCAUAGUGAAAGCUGGGCUGAGACAAAAUGUCAGCAUCACAGCUGACAUUUCCUGCAGUCUUGACAGAACAAGAAGCUAAAUGAGAUUCACAUUCCUCUGCAAGUGCAAGAUUAAACAAACUUAUUCAGGGUCGUUCCUUCUGAAAUCACCUAGUUUUUGAAAAAAUUCCCAGGUCAACCCGCAGCAAAAUUGGAAAUUUUUGUGAAUUUUUCACAUAUCAUGAAAAUGGUGUUUUCUACCACCUUUGCACAUUAAUAAUGAGCUGGGUAGAACAUUGGCAUCUGGGGUGAGGAACUUUGGCAUAUUAUGACAUUUUUUCAUGAUUUUUUUUUUUAAACAACUAUAAAUUUUUUUAAAAACACUGGUGUAAUCAUUUAAAUGUGUAAAUAUGUUCCAUUAUAUCACAAACCAUCAUACAAAAGUUCCAUAGCCAUAGCUAGUAUAUUUCUUUGAUUUUGAACUAAUCAAAGAUACGAAUGACAUGUAAACUUUUGGGGUUUUCUACCAUUUUGAGGCCUUUGUGGAAGGCAGAUCACAAUAGAUACACCAAAACUUCCAACAUUUCCAAACUACACCAAACGUUAGCCUAACAUGAGCAGUUUCAAAGCUGUGAGGCAUAUGGGGAGCUCAUUAUUGACAUGCAAACCUGGUAGAAAACACCAUUUUCACGAUAUGUGAAAAAUUCACAAAAAUUUCCAAAGGAUGUAACUUCAAAAGUUUGCAAGAUACAGACCAAAUAUUUGUCAUUUCACCAUAACUUUGUAAUAGGAAUAACAUCAAACUGACAGAACAGAACUGAGGGGUGACCUGGGAGCCUCUGGGUGACUUGAGAUGGAAUGACCCCUUCAGUCAAUGAACACUUUUGAACACACUUAAAAAUAAGACAUUUCUCAAAAGUUCACUCUUAAAGAUUUUUUACAGUGUGCACAAAUCCAACUGGAUGCAGAAAGGAAGUGAUUCCACAACUCUAAAACUAAGGCCCCUUUGGAAGGUCCAAAAAAAAUAAAAUCCCAAAAUGCACAAAUUGAAAUAAAUGAUUUGUAACACUUCUGACUCUGAUGCUCCUCUGAACACAAAGAGGAAAUGUGUCAGAGAGUACAUACCACCAUCAAGGCUGGGUAAUGUUUUAUUUUUAGCAUUAAUGUGUGUUUGAAGCACUGCUUCUUGCAAUGGUAUCAUUAAGGCCACCUGCAUGUCCGUGUGUAUUUCAUUAUGGCAGCUCUGCUGGAAACCUCAACUUGUUGAUUGUGUGUUAUACAGCAUGUAUGAUUGACAGGCUUCGUAAAGUUCACUGUAACAGGUUUUCAGAAGCUGAAAAUGUCUCUGUAAAAAGAAGUCCAAAAAAAACCCCUCAAGAAUCAUAAAAUU
Molecule: messenger RNA, 3861 nt
Organism: Thalassophryne amazonica
Lineage: Eukaryota; Metazoa; Chordata; Actinopteri; Batrachoidiformes; Batrachoididae
Product: zinc finger protein OZF-like
Exons: 4
Coding region: 540-2042 (500 amino acids)
Biological process (GO): regulation of transcription by RNA polymerase II
Molecular function (GO): RNA polymerase II cis-regulatory region sequence-specific DNA binding; DNA-binding transcription factor activity, RNA polymerase II-specific
Source: RefSeq, a predicted model, not a curated record